Molecule: messenger RNA, 1299 nt
Organism: Coccidioides immitis RS
Lineage: Eukaryota; Fungi; Ascomycota; Eurotiomycetes; Onygenales; Onygenaceae
Product: aspartic protease PEP3
Exons: 3
Coding region: 1-1299 (432 amino acids)
Biological process (GO): proteolysis
Molecular function (GO): aspartic-type endopeptidase activity
Source: RefSeq, a predicted model, not a curated record
AUGAACUUGAGUCCAAAUAUGCAUUUUCUGUCAUUGAUGCUGGGGCUUCUCCUCCUCUCUUUGCAAGUUCACACUAGUCCAACACCCCUAAAGAAAACAAUCCGUUCUGUCAGAAUUGAACGAAUUCGUCAGCCGAACUACGUGCCAGACGGCCCUGGCGCUCUCAAAAAAGCAUAUGCCAAGUUUGGGAUUAUCCCAUCGGGUAUCAGUUUCGAUUCCUUUGAAGAUUUCACUCCAUUCUCUUCCGACAACGACCGGAAUACAGUCUCAAAAGCAAUGCAAGCGAACGAAACCGGAAUUGUGACAAACACUCCUACAAACAAUGACGCGGAAUACCUCUCCCCCGUUACCAUUGGUGGCCAGAAAUUCGUCAUGAACCUCGAUACCGGCUCUUCAGAUACUUGGGUCUUCAAUACUCAGCUUUCAGAAGACGCAAAGAGAGGCCAUUCAAUUUUUGACCCAGCCAAGUCAAAAACCUUUUCUGACCUGGAGGACGCUACCUUCAAUAUCACAUACGGUGACGCAUCCUUCGCUUUUGGGCGAGUUGGAAUUGACACAGUUGAUAUCGGCGGCGCGACAGUCCAAAAGCAAGCCGUUGGCUUGCCGACAGACGUUUCAGGUUCAUUCAUACUGGACCAGGCAUCCGAUGGCUUGAUAGGAUUGGGUUUCGACGAACUUAACACCGUGGAACCGCAACAGCAGAAGUCUUUUUUCACCAACCUUGCUGCCAACUUGGAUGAGCCUGUUCUGGCUGCACAGCUAAAGAAAGGUGCCCCAGGUUCUUAUGAAUUCGGAGCCAUUGAUGAAACAAAGUUUAACGGGGACUUGGUGACAAUCCCCGUAAACAAUUCUAGGGGAUUUUGGGAAGUCAAGUCGACAAUGUUCAAAGUUGGCAAGGACGAGCAACUCCGCAGAAUCACCAAGGGUGUUGGUAGCGCGAUUGCUGAUACCGGCACAACGUUAAUGUUAGUCAACGAGGACAUAGUGAAUGCCUACUACGACCAGGUUGACAACGCCAGAUCGGUAUAUGCAGCUGGCGGGUUCAUCUUCCCGUGCAAUGCGACUCUUCCAGACCUUUAUGUUUCCUUGGGAGAUACCCAUCUCGCGAGAAUACCCGGCGAUUUGAUGAACUUCUCCAAGGUGGGCCUCAGUACUGAGACUGGGGAGGAAUUAUGUUUUGGCGGUGUCCAAUCUAACAGCGGUAGUGGGCUUCAAGUUUUUGGAGAUGUAUUGUUCAAGGCAAUUUUUGUUGUCUUCGACCUACGAGGGCCAUCGUUGCAUGUUGCUGGCCAUGCCUGA